Messenger RNA from Colletotrichum karsti, 2640 nucleotides. RefSeq lists its product as uncharacterized. The transcript is spliced from 7 exons. Lineage: Eukaryota; Fungi; Ascomycota; Sordariomycetes; Glomerellales; Glomerellaceae. Bases 1 to 2640 code for a protein of 879 amino acids. The record is from RefSeq and is a predicted model, not a curated record.
AUGAAGACCGAACGCAGCCGCUCCUUGGGCAGGCAGGACACGCCCAGUCACAGCCGCCACCGCCAGUACCUCGAACAGCCUGCGCACAUCCCCAAGCUGAACAUGGUGUUCUCAGUCCUCCAGAACUUGAAGGCAGAGAUGAACCCCAAAGUCUGGGAGGCACACGUUGCAAAAGCACUUCCGAUCCUGGACCAACUUGAACCAAUCUGCAAACGGAUCGCUUUCUGUUCCAAGCUCAACCCGGAGAUCCAGGCCGCUGCAAGCCACUGGAUUAAACAGAUCGCGAACGCCCGAGAGCGUGCAACCCAAACAAACAACAUCAUCAUCGGCGUGUUUGGGAACACUGGCGAUGGAAAGUCGUCAACAAUCAACGCUCUACUGGGCGAGAGCGACUUGCUUCCAACCAACUGCAUGCGUGCCUGCACAGCUUCUAUCACCGAGAUUUCUUACAACAAUGACCCGGACAUUAGCUUUCCCUACCGAGCAGAGAUUGACUUCGUAUCUUCUGAUCAAUGGAUGCGCGAUAUCAAGAACUUUCUUGCAGAAGUUCAAGCCCAAGAUGGAGAGUUUGAUUGGGACGAGAAUGAGCCUGACAGCGAGGCAGCCAAAGCUGUCCUGCUAGCAAGUUCCGUGUUUGAUCUCAUUCGCCACCCGAAUGUUUACCCGUUUCUCGGCACUACCCAAACACUCAAGGCAAAAACUGCAGAAGAACUUCGGUCACUGAUUGAGCCUUACGUCGACUCCAGUGACAAGGAUGACGACGAGGCGGUCUCAUAUUGGCCUAUGGUCAAGGGGGUGAGAAUCUUUACAAAGGCCGAGGCACUCUCCAACGGUGUGAGAAUUGUGGAUUUGCCCGGGCUGCAAGACUCAGACGCAGCAAGAACUGCUAUUGCAAGCGAUUACAUGAAGGCGUGUACUGGUAUUUGGAUCGUGGCGCCCAUUCACCGAGCUGUCGACAACAAGACAGCUAAAGAUCUCAUGAGCGACUCCUUCAAGCGUCAGCUGGACCUAGAUCAGGCAUUCUCUUCAGUCACCUUCAUCUGCUCUAAGACAGAUGAGUUGACAGCCAACGAUGCAAUCAAGAAUCUCAAGCGGAAACUGGCGCCAAAAACCCACAAAGCUUGGGCUGAAGCUCGACAGUAUACCCAGCGCAUCAGGACGUUGGAGAAUGAAGUCAAGAAGCUUCGAAACAACAGAAUGAAGACUCCCCAGCGGCGAGACGACUCCAACGACUCCAACGAUGGCAGGGCUAACAAGAGAAUGAAGACCAACGACAGUGAUGCAAAGUCAAAAGAAUUGGAGGAGUGCAAACUCAGGAAAGACGACCUUCUCCACAUGGUCCAAGCGGACUGUAUUCAGCUGCGAAACCAAAUUUCGCGCGAGACAUUGAAAGACUACUUUUCUCGCGUUGUUUUGGAGACUCGACAGCAGCAACUUGCAGCUAGAACAAACGACAAUAGCAAGCAGCCCGAUGUUCUGGACAGCGAAGAGAUAUCCGACCAUCUUCCAGUCUUCUGCAUCAGUAGUCAUGCAUUCCAAGCAUUCGAAGGCCUUGAAGGGGCCAGCGAUUCGACCAUGGGCUUCACGGACGUGACUGAUACGGAAGUACCUCAGUUGCAACAACAUGCGCAGAAAUUGACGGAAGAGCUUCGGAUAGCCAAGAACAAGGAAGUGCUGACUGGCAUUUGCCGGCUACUCAACUCAGUUGCUCUCUGGACGCAAGACACGCUUGACUUUGCUGCUGCCUUAGACAUAAAGACGCUCAGCUCGAUUCUGACGACAUUCGAGCAGGACACGGUGGCGAUGACAGGACGGUGCGUCCAAAGCCUGCAGGGGAGCAUGGAGACACUCUUCAACAGGAUGGACACCUUCGCAACUGCGGCCAAUCUCAAAGCUGCCGAGACGGCAAAGAAGUGGUGCGCCGCACCCAAGAAAGGUGGUAUCUACCAUUCGACUCUCAAGGCAACCUUCGCUCGCAAUGGCACUUGGAGGGAUCUCAACUUCAACGAACAGCUACUUGAGGAAUUUCAGUCGCAAAUUCACGAUCCCUGGGUCGAGACCUUCCAGAUGGAUAUUCCGAAACAUUUUGAUGAGUUCCUUUUUGCGGUUCAGCCAAUGCUCGAGCAAUUCCAUCAAAGCGUCUUGAGUCAACUUGGAGGUGGCGAGGACGAUGAGCCUCAAGCUACUACGCAGCUGCGUGAACAGAUCAUUCUGCAUCAGCAGUCAUUGAGACGUCUCAUUGUUGAGUGCAAAAACGACUUCAAUAAAGCCCAGAAGCAGGCCAACCGAGAGCCGCAGCGCAUCGUCUUGACUCGCAUGACGCCUGGGUACGAGGAAUGCAAUUCGCAGUCAGGAAAAGGCGCAGUAAGCCGAAUGCAGAUGAAAAUCACGGAUCAUGUCGACGACUGCAAAGACGAGAUGUUUACCAGCGCCGCCGAGGAGCCUAAGGACGUUCUUUCAAAUGCCGAGAGAAUGGUCAGUGAGAAGCUCAAAACUGAAGUCGGAAAGAUCAUCCAGACUAUGCGCAGUGACUACACCUUGGCUCUUGCGAAGCGCGAAGAGUCGGCGCGUCGCGAGGAGGCCGCCUUCAAGGAGUCAAUGGUAAUCGUCCUGGAGCUGGCGCAGCCCUUGGUUAACUGA